Didymodactylos carnosus is the source of this 729-nucleotide messenger RNA. Lineage: Eukaryota; Metazoa; Rotifera; Eurotatoria; Philodinida; Philodinidae. The record is from the annotation of a GenBank genome assembly.
AUGUCCCGGUUUCAAAUUUUAAAAAGUUCUGUUCUAUUGGCUCUCAUAGCCGGCGGCACAACAAUUGACCGUGUCAAGUUGAUUACUGCGGUUGGAGAAAAAGCAGGUUCAGUUGAUUGUAUAGAUUCUAUUGGGAAUCUUGGUUCACUCAGAGAGUGGUUCGUUAUAUUCAAUGAUGAAAAGUCAAGAGAAAGUUUCUUGAAAAAUGAUGUGUUAGAAGUAAAUGACCAACAAUUCGAUAUACACACACCAUUCCAAGAAACAAAAACUAUCCGAUUACUCGGAAUACCAUCAACCGUUAGUGAUGACGUUGUAAGAUCUUUUGUAUCGAAAUGGGGAACUGUGAUGCAUAUAGAAUGUGAAACACUUCCACACCCAUAUAGACGAAUUAAAACCUUCGUUCGGCGUGUGCGUGUGCGUUUUACGAAUAAAGAGGCGGAACAGAAUGUUCCUAUUUCUAUUAAAAUAGCUGGACUUAGUAUUUCAGUCCAUUUGGAAGGUAGACAACAAGUUUGUUAUCGUUGUAAAGGAAGUGGACAUAUUAAGAAAGAUUGUAAAGUAUUAAAGUGUCGUGUAUGUAAACGUUUUGGACAUGACGACCCAGAUUGCCAUGUUUAUGCGUCGUAUGCAAAUAUAACACGUCUAGAUGAUGUGGAUGAUCAAGUAAAUGAUCAAGAUGUUAAUUAUGAAGAACAAGAAUGUUCAGCUGUUCACAUAAUACUCAUAUGA